GGAGUUACAUUGUGUUGUUUAAGUGUUCCCUUUAUUUUUUUGAGCAGUGUAUGUACAUUUUAUGUCACUCUUCCUUACCAAAACAAAUUCAACUGUGUGUUCUGGGAUAUAGCAUAUAAUGGAGUUGGAAUCAAGUGAACCCUCUCACGACUUUGUAUACGUGGAUGAGGCUGACUUCAACCUGACCAAAUGCAGAAGGCGGGGUCGGAAUAUCAUCGGUCACAGAGCUACUGUGGAUUUGCCAGGCCAACAAGGAGGAAAUAUCACCAUGUGUGCUGCUAUUUUGGAGCAUGGUGUCCUAACCCAUAUCCCCCUUAUAGGGCCAUACAACACCCAGCAUCUAUUCAACUUUUUAGAGACUCUCUACAGGGCUCUCAUCCCUGAUGAUGAGAGGGGUCUGUUUAGAGAGGAUUUGCCAAAGUAUGUGGUCAUUUGUGAUAAUGUGAGUUUCCAUCGAUCAAACAUCAUAAGGCAAUGGUUUGUGACCCACCCGAGGAUGCUCAUAGAAUUCCUCCCACCUUAUUCACCAUUCCUUAACACAAUUGAGGAGUUCUUUUCAGCAUGGAGGUGGAAGGUGUACGAUCAUCAGCCACACACACAGAUGACCCUGCUGGCUGCAAUGGAUGCAGCAUGUGAGGACAUCACAGUAGACGCCUGCAGAGGAUGGAUAAGGCAUUCCAAAAGAUUCUUUCCACGUUGCAUCGGAAGGGAAAAUAUCCGGUGUGAUGUGGAUGAGAAUAUGUGGGCCGACAGACAGGAACGUCUGGAUGUGUAGAGACAGCACUAGAACAGCGCUGCGGGCAAAGUUGUGCCUUAGGGGUGGUUUCCUGUGUUUCUUUCUAAUUUAGUUGUUUUUCCUUUGUGCCCCCUGGGUUGUCCAGUCUCUUUCAGUCAAUAACCCACAUACAGUAAUAUGUAAAUAGUACUGUUGAAAUUGAUAUACGCCAUAGAAGUGCAGCCUUGUGCAUUUUCAAUACAGUAACUGUCAUCCAAACUGUAGCCGAAGUUUACAUCAGAUAAUACUAUCAAAGUACACAGUUCCAUUGACAACAUGCCUAAACAUUUUGACGACCUUGUUCGUGAACAAUGACUCAAUGACUUAUCAUUCUGAUGACACUGACAUGAUCAUUGGCAUGAAUAUUUACUUUUGAGAGAUGUACUAAGGAUUUUUAGUGACUGACUAGCUUUAGAAACACAUCUAUUGUAUAUUACAGUUUGUACAAAUUGUUCUGAGAAAUGCACUUAUUAUUUUGCACAUGUUAGGGAUGAUGUGAAAAAUGCACCAAAGCGACUGAGAAAAACUGUAAUCAGCCCUCUUCUCAAAAGCAGCACAGCUGGCGCCACCUGCAGGAUCGCGACGACCUGUGCCUGCCGCUCCAGUAGGGGGCGACAGUGCAAAAUGUAUUAUACCGUGCACGCACAAAGACUGACAGCGCUCUUUGUCUUGUUGACUUUGUUUACGUUGGUAGCUAGCUGGCUAACCUGGCUAGCUAGAUAGCGUUUCUUCUCAAAAAAUGUCUAAAAUGGAGUACCUGAGAGUGUUUCUCAACCAGAAAUUAAUAGCGGCAGCUGAAGAGAUAUUUGGUGUCGUUGAAGAAACGAUAGCAGAGUACCAGGAAGAGGUUUCUCACACAAAGGAGGAGAACAGGCGUCUACGGAGCAUGCUGGAUAUUCGUUCUAAGCCACAGAUCAAGUUACAUAGACGAGCAGACCUCCAGCAGCUCACGGUCACCGUGUCUGAUGAACAGCAGGAGUGGAGCCCCAGUCUGGAGCAGAAGGACCCAGAACCCACACGGAUGAAAGAUGAACAGAAUGAACCAAGGACCAGUCAGGAGGAUGAGAACAAUUUCAACGAGUUUAUCAAUUCUUACGGCUGUGUAUCAAGUGACUAUUAUCAGGACCCAACUCAGUUCUCACAUGAAGAGAGAUACUCUCUACCCAGCACCUCAACUGAACAGAUCAAAACAGAACCUUAUGUAGAAGACUAUGGUGUAUCAGAACCAACCAGAGAGUCUCAGCCCUUUUCUGCAGUAGAUAGAGAGUGUUCUGCAGCUCAGAGUGAAAACAGAGGACAUAUUGACAGGAUGGAGAGUGGAGGACCUCUGUCAGGUCUAACGUUAAAGCCACUCAAAUCAAAGAGAACAAAGACAGUAAAAGGACAGCGUUCUCAUAGUGUUAAGGACAGGAAAUUGAACCAUCUAAAAUCACACUCAAGACCCAGUGUAAGCUGGGAUGCUGCUCCUAGUUGUAAGGUAUGUGGAAAGCAAUUUGAAUCCAUGGCUUCUUUAUUAAAUCACGUGCAAACGCACACACAGGAUAAAGAACAUGUCUGUGGUGUGUGUGGGAAAUUCUGUCAGUCCACAGAAAGUAUGAUAGAUCACCUACAAACUCACAUCGGAGCAAAGUGUUGUCAUAUUUGUGGUAAAUAUUUUGCUUGGGAUACUUUCCUGAAAAGGCAUUUGAGGAGUCAUACAGGGGAGAAGCCGUUUCGCUGUCAUGAUUGUGGCAAAGGAUUUACUCAGCGCGGACACCUAAACUUACAUAUGAGGAGCCACACAGGGGAGAAACCACAUCAAUGCCAAGAUUGUGGCAAAUGUUUCAGCCAGAAUACAUCUCUGAUAGUGCAUAUGAGGACUCACACAGGGGAGAAGCCAUACAUGUGUCCUGUGUGUAGAAAAUGCUUUACCACAUCAAGUAUGUUAAAGAAGCAUCAGACAGCUCACAAACAUAUAGGUGUCAUGAAUGUGGCCAAUGCCACAAUGGAUUCAGACCAUACGGAGCCACAUGAAGAGGGUUUACAAGGAGGAGAACACAUGACUGUUCCCUGUGUGGGAACAGAGAAUCAGACAGCAGACAGAGACAUGUGAGAGGAGAAUCAGGAGAUAGCCCUCCUCAGGACACUGCUCUCUGAUUAAUAUCACGUUCUUACAGAGAGCAGUUAGUGUGUUUCUGAGCAACAGGAGUCCCUGCUCAUUAGUUAUAGGAUGACACAGAGGACAUGAUGUGAUCCACUGUUCUCUGUCUGUAUAUAAACCUUGCAUUGGUCUUGAGUAAUAUGUCUUGUUCAUAUAUGGUAAUAUGUCACAUCUGCCCUGAUGUUGCAAACAGCCUAGUAUUCAGAAUGUUUGUUCCCUUGUGUUUAAUGUGGCAAGAUCUUCCAUACACCAAAUGUCAUACUUACCUCUGAGCCUAAUGCCAAAAUGCACCAAGGGGAAAAAAAGAAUAAUAAUUUAAUGUGUAUUUACAUGUAUAGAGAAUUGGUAUGAUACAGUUACGCUAUGUUCAAUGGUAACUAAAUAUACCACCUGAAAUGAGAGCUGCUUCUUUCAACCAACCCAGAUAUUGUACAUUCCCAGACAUCCAUGAAGUACUACAGAAUAAAUGGCUGAUAAUGUG
This is a messenger RNA of Salmo salar (Atlantic salmon), 3396 nucleotides long. The record is from RefSeq and is a predicted model, not a curated record. NCBI's taxonomy places the organism in Eukaryota, Metazoa, Chordata, Actinopteri, Salmoniformes, Salmonidae.